Molecule: messenger RNA, 2174 nt
Organism: Nothoprocta perdicaria
Lineage: Eukaryota; Metazoa; Chordata; Aves; Tinamiformes; Tinamidae
Gene: DCAF13
Product: DDB1 and CUL4 associated factor 13
Exons: 11
Coding region: 47-1384 (445 amino acids)
Biological process (GO): maturation of SSU-rRNA from tricistronic rRNA transcript (SSU-rRNA, 5.8S rRNA, LSU-rRNA)
Cellular component (GO): nucleolus; small-subunit processome
Molecular function (GO): protein binding
Source: RefSeq, a predicted model, not a curated record
CGGGGGCGCGGAGGCGGCGGUAACGGGAGUGUUUGUGGCCGGCAGGAUGCGGGUCAAGGUGCUGAGCCGGAACCCCGACGACUACGUCCGCGAGACCAAGCUGGACCUGCAGCGCGUUCCAAGAAAUUAUGAUCCUGUACUACAUCCUUUUGAGGUUCCACGGGAAUACACAAGAGCUCUGAAUGCAACAAAGCUCGAACGUGUGUUUGCAAAACCCUUUCUUAGCUCACUUGAUGGCCACAGAGAUGGAGUUAACUGCAUGGCCAAACACCCAAAGAGUUUGUCUACGGUGCUGUCUGGGGCUUGUGAUGGAGAGGUUAAAAUUUGGAACUUGACCAAGCGACAGUGUGUUCGUACCUUACAGGCCCAUGAGGGCUUUGUGCGGGGGAUUUGUGCUCGUUUCUGUGGCACCUCCUUCUUCACUAUUGGUGAUGACAAAACUGUGAAGCAAUGGAAAAUGGAGAGCCCAGGAUACGGAGAAGAAGAAGAACCAAUUCAUACAAUUCUUGGAAAGACAGUGUAUACAGGAAUUGAUCACCACUGGAAAGAAGCUGUUUUUGCCACCUGUGGCCAUCAAGUAGACAUUUGGGAUGAACAAAGGACAAGUCCCAUGUGUUCUCUGACAUGGGGCUUUGACAGCAUAAGCAGUGUAAAAUUUAAUCCAAUCGAGACUUACCUUUUAGGAAGCUGUGCUUCUGACAGAAAUAUUGUGCUGUAUGAUAUGAGACAAUCAACUCCCUUAAAGAAGGUUAUCUUGAAGAUGAGGACAAAUACGUUGUGUUGGAACCCCAUGGAAGCUUUCAUUUUCACUGCUGCAAAUGAGGACUACAACUUGUACACUUUCGACAUGCGCUACCUUACCUCGCCCGUGAUGGUGCAUAUGGACCAYGUGUCUGCUGUUCUGGAUGUGGAUUAUUCACCCACUGGGAAGGAGUUUGUGUCUGCCAGCUUUGAUAAAUCUAUCCGCAUUUUUCCUGUUGACAAAGGUCACAGCAGGGAGGUGUAUCACACAAAGCGAAUGCAGCACGUCAUCACCGUGAAGUGGACCUCGGAUAACAAAUACAUUCUUUGUGGCUCAGAUGAGAUGAAUAUUCGUCUUUGGAAGGCAAACGCUUCUGAAAAACUGGGAGUGCUUGCACCCCGAGAGAAGGCAGCUAUGAACUACAACCAGAAGCUGAAGGAGAAGUUCCAGCACCACCCGCAGAUCAGGCGCAUCGCUCGGCACCGCCACCUGCCCAAAAGCAUCUUCACGCAAGUCAAGGAGCAGCGGAUCAUGAGGGAGGCUCGCAGGCGCAAGGAGCAGAACCGCCGCAAGCACAGCAAGCCGGGCGCCGUGCCCGUCSUGUCGGAGAAGAAGAAACACAUCGUGGCCGUGGUGAAGUAGUGCCCCUGCCUCGGCACGGGGGCUGCGGCUCCAGCUCUUCCCCUUGGGACCUUCCCUUCAAAAGAAGAACGAACGUGACUCAGAGUGGGCAGCAGCAGCUGACUCAGUUCCAUGUACUAGAACCAUAAAAUCAGUUGUCUUCACACAGACUCGUUACAGAAAUCUAAGGAAGUAAAAAAUGACCACAAAGCAGUGGGCUACACUGUGGUUAUUCCAGCUGGCCAGUGUUUAUUGCAGAGUGCUAUACAGGCUUCCUUCUGUCUAAAAGGACUUCAGSAGGGUGGUCAGGCAUGUGUAAGCUCUAAUUAGAGUUGUGGUCACCUUAGCUGGUGUUACAAAACUCGGCAAAACUUCAAAGAUUGUUAAACUUGCUGAUUAAAGAGUAAUGAUGAUGAUUAUCUUGUAGAAAUACCUUUUCUCUUUAGCUUAUUUAAAACUGACUUGAACUUUGCCACUUUUCAUCCAGGUUUUAGAAAACCCCCAAACUUCUUCAAGUGAGUGUUAAAAUAAAUUUUCUGUUUAAAGUUUGUGUUAAAAAAUCUUCACAUAAUUUAAAAGUACCUGCAGUCUCUUUCGUCAUCUUUGUAGAAAAUGCUCUGCUUGCAUCUCAGUGAGUUAAACUUAGCUUUUUACUGAAGAUACAAAAUUCCUCAGAACAGAAAACUCUACCAGGAUUCAGGUAGGUAUCUUAGGCUAAAGCCUUUCUGUUGGAAAGAUGUAAGAUACUUAAUGACAAUAAAUACUAUGAUAGAUUCUUGGCAUCUUUUUUAAUGUUAUAUGACAUUUUAUU